Molecule: messenger RNA, 2508 nt
Organism: Scheffersomyces amazonensis
Lineage: Eukaryota; Fungi; Ascomycota; Pichiomycetes; Serinales; Debaryomycetaceae
Exons: 1
Coding region: 1-2508 (835 amino acids)
Molecular function (GO): nucleic acid binding
Source: RefSeq, a predicted model, not a curated record
AUGAGUUCAAACCAUAAUCACAGACAAAAUCUCAACCAGCCAGUACCGACAAUUGAAAAAGAACAAGAUCAAUUGCAAGUGGAGUCUGGUUCAAAAUCUGACCGAGAAAUUAGAGAAUUGUCUCAAGUACAACAAUUGCCAGAACAACAUCACGAGGAAUAUCCUUCUGCUGAGAUUCAAAGAGAUCCUCAAGGUAAAAAUAUACUUGAGAUCCUAAAACGAAAUUUGUUUAUAGAUGAAAAUUCAGCUAUAAUAGAAACAGGUAAGAAAGAUGAUAAUAUUUCAGAAAGCCCUGAAGAUUAUUUACUCAAUUCCUUUCCUAUAAUUGUAACUAUUACUACUGACGACUUGAGUAUUAUAUCUCCAGAUUUAGUACCAUAUUUCAGUGUACAAGAAGUGUCAUCAGACAAAACUUCGGAAUUUGAAGGAAAGCAUAUCCAACAGACUUCUUUCAUUCCUACUUCAUUGAAACCACAACUUGACUCUUUGAUCCGUGAUCUCUAUGAUUCUAAUAUCAAUUAUACACUUAACUAUGAUAAAUUUGUUUCUCAUCCAGGGGUUCUAUUUAUUAAAAACGUAAGUCCAAACUUAAUAAUUUCUCCUGAAGAUCCAGUAGAGGAAAUUGACAGUGUUAAUGAUUCAAUUACGAUUAAAAAUCCCCAAAAUAAGUUUAUAACUUUCUUAAAAGAUCAUACGUUAUUUAAGUCUUUCAAUAAUUUAAAAUUAUUCAACCUGAAUAAAACACCCGAAAAGGAAUCAAAUGAUUCAUCAGGCUACGCCUAUGUGAUUGUUAAAUUUGAUAAUCAUCUUGAUGUAGAGGAUUUAAUAAUCAGUCUCAAUCAAUAUCUGGGUCCUAAUGAGUUUAAUGAUAAAACUUCAAUUCCAUUAUUUUUGAAUAGAUACGUUAAUAAAAGAGAGAGAAAUAAACUGCAUCCAAAUAGACGUCAUCAUCAUAGUCACAAUCAACUGCAGAAACAGUACCAAAAAGCUACUCUCUCCAGUUCAGAUAAUAAUAAUAACGAUAAUUCAUUUAAUUUAAUCAUCCUUGAAAAUUUAAGUAAAUUUUUCCCAGGUCAUCUAAAGGUUUCCAAAUGUGAAUUUUCAAUAUUCAUUAAUGUGUUUAAACAAUUUGGUAAUGAAAUUGAAUUUAUCCAUUUCCCAAUUGCUCAUCAAGAAAUAUCAGAUUCGGAUAAAGAGGAUAAUAAUGAUCUUAUGUUCCAUUUACUACAUUCUUUUGCAUACAUUAAAUUCCAUCCUUCGGUAAACAUGGUUGAGAACACCUUGAAGAUACUCUAUUAUUUAAAUGAUCUUACUUGGGAAGAGUUUAUUGGUUUUAAAUUUGACGGCUCAUCAGCCAAUUGGCAGCAUGCUUUAUUAAAUCAUACCCCAAAUUUAGAGUCUGUUGAAAAUGGGAUAAAAAUCAGUAUUGCUCAACAUAAGCAUAACCACUUACUUACUGAACAAACGGAUUAUGAGUCUAUCAGUUUCACUUUAGGGGUUAGAAAUGAUGGAUUAAUUACAGUUAAUACUUACAACUUUAAUUUCCUUGCUCCAACCCUUUUAAGAUAUGUUAAUUAUCAAGAUACUAACAUUUAUGUCAAUAAUUUGGCUACUCUUUUUAAAAAUAAUGAUGAAUUAUGGAGAGAGUUUUGGGAACAGUUUGGUCUAAUCAAAUCAGCGACUAUUAUUAAACCGAAUUUUUACCAUAACAAUGAAGAUUCGUCUGAUUCUUCCUCCUCCUUUUCUCAAGCGGAAAGGUUUGGAAAAAUUGGAUUUGUAUUUUAUGAACAUUUUAAGAUGUCUAUCAAAGCGAUAUUGCUAACAAAUAAUAAAUCCAUUUCUAGUUUGUUAGAGUCAGCUACGAAGAAGAACGCACUGAGUAUUAUUCAAUCAUCAUUUGCUAUCCAGAAACCGAAUUUGAAGUACUCUGUCUCGAAUCAACAACAAUUUUCCAGUAUUCCUUUGACUCAAAGCAUAAGCUCAACUACAAAUCUUCAACAAUAUCACUUCCAACUCCAACAGCAACAUAAUUCGCAACUGCAUCAACAGCGUAGACGUCUGUAUAAUCCACGCCCUUCUGCGCCACCUUUAGUCACUUCUUCUUCUGGAUCUUCUACAUCAACAUCCCAAUCUUCCAUAUUAUCUCAGAAUCACCCUCAAUUAAUGAUACCUCGCCAAUCACAUCCACAUGCACCUCCAGCUUCAUUGCCUCAGGUAUACCCAUAUAUGUAUAUCCCUCAAUUUGCUCCGCCUCCACCUCCACCUCCACCUCCAGGAGCUCCAACUCAUCGUUAUUCUCCUUACUAUUAUCCUCCUAUUGCAUCAUCACCUACAUCAUAUACUCAUACUCCAACGAAUCCUGCAUCCCAUUCUCCACCUUAUGCAUUUUACGCACACUACGAUUUUGAUUAUUUCUAUCAACAAGAGCAACCACAUCAUCAACCAUAUUCUCAGAAUGCUCAUAUUCUAAUUGAAAAUGAUGCUGGUGUUGAAUCAGAAGAAGAUUAG